UACUGAUUUUUCUCACUGGUUAUAGAAUUGAAUUGAGUUCUUCACCUUCGUAUUUGCUCCUGUAAUAUUUUGAAGAGUUGGGCACUCCACUUUUUCUAUAAUUGUAUUGUGUUACUGGAGGUUAAGAGUAUUUUAGAUGAUCUGAUGCUGGUUAUUGUCUAGGAAGGCUUUGAAUAUUCUCUAGUUUCGACCAGUUGAACGAGUGGGGUCCUUUGUCUUUAGAAGUUCUAUUAAAAAAUUGUUAUUGCAAGAUUGGGAUAGCACAUAGAAGUGCAAUAUAUUGUCCCUCUGAAUCAGCCCCGAGAUUUUUUGGUCAAGUUUAGGACUAUGGCCAGUGAUCUAAGUUCUUCAUCUGGGGGAAAUACUGUAUCAACUUGGACAGCCAAGCAAAAUAAACAGUUUGAGAAGGCCAUAGCCUUCUAUGACAAAGACACUCCUGACCGUUGGCAAAAGGUAGCUGCGAUGGUUGAUGGAAAAUCUCCAGCGGAAGUAGAAAGGCAUUAUGAGAUUCUAAUAGAUGACUUGAAUCGUAUUGAAUCAGGCCAAGUGCAUUUCCCCAAGUACAAAUCUUCUGGUUGAUACUUCUCCUAACAAAGGAGACGAGGAAAAUAGGCAAUAUAUGAUAUGAAGCGACAAUGAAGCUCCUGAAUUAAAGUUUAACUAUUAUUACUCCUGAUAAUAGUAUCUACAAGGAGA
This is a messenger RNA of Cryptomeria japonica (Japanese cedar), 696 nucleotides long. Its product is annotated as protein RADIALIS-like 1. The coding region runs from base 328 to 579 and encodes 83 amino acids. Gene Ontology annotation, molecular function: DNA-binding transcription factor activity. The record is from RefSeq and is a predicted model, not a curated record. The transcript is spliced from 2 exons. NCBI's taxonomy places the organism in Eukaryota, Viridiplantae, Streptophyta, Pinopsida, Cupressales, Cupressaceae.